AUGAAGUGCCAUCGGUGUGGCGAGCCUGGCCAUUUCGAGAAACAUUGCCCAAAGGGGCAGUCGGUUAAGUCGGAUUCGAAGAGUAAACCUCCCGGCGCUAAAAGUUUCAACAUAGAAGUUGCCGUUGCAAAUGAGGAAAGACUUGACUUACUCGAGAGCACCACCAAAGGCGCUGCCGCUGUUAGCGCCCAUUAUAUCGAGAUCGAGAAUGCUGCUUGUGGCGUGAAUGGCCUAGAAGAUUCAGAGGAUGGUGAAAAACCUGGGAUCACAUUUGUGGAGGGCACCCGUAAGUUAUUUGAUCCCGAGGAGAUACCAGAUGCAGAAGGGAAACUGGGCUCACCGUUGUGUGCUACCGUGAAACGAAUGCUUGAGGUCAUGAGGCCAUACCCCAGUGACCCAGGUAAUGAGGCACGCGAGUUCGACCGUUUCAUGGUAUAUGAGACUUCUGACGGAAAAGAACUUGUGGUGAUGGACUCUGUCACCGACGAGGAGGAACUUCUUGAUGCCCAGAGAGCCGCCGAAUCCGAUUUCUUGAUCAGAAGAUGCGAUGAAAAGCUGGAGGGCGAGAGGGACGAACCGAGCAACGAAGACCUCGAAGAAAUCAUUGACUAUUACAGUCCUGACUCGUCAGAAUUCGAUGACUGCAAAUCAGAACAAAGCAACGAGCAAAAUUCGUGUAAAGAUAAUGUCAACAGUGAAAUCCAGUCAGAGGUUGACUCUUGGGAAGACUUUUACGGGUCAGAAGCUCCUGCAGACAAUCCAACCGAGACUUACGAGCUAGGAGACAUGGGAUAUGAUUCCCUCAACGAUUUUUAUGAAUCUGAAACGUCCGAAUGGCUAGACAAUGAAACCUUCGAAAUAAGCGCCCAGGAAUUCAAAUUGGAGGAAGAUCUUUACAGUGCGGAUGAAUCCAACUGCUCGAAAGCAGAUUUCGUCGAAUUAAACGCCCAGCAGCUUGCAGAAGAUAUUCUACCUGCUGCACAACAAAAUGCAGCAAUGGUAAAAGACCCAUCUCGAGUGGUACCUAAUCCUAUCACUGUGGUAGUUCAUGUUAAUGGAAAACCAGCUCGAGCACUGAUAGAUUCUGGCUCACUAUGUGAUUUCAUGUCAUCUACUCUGGCAGAUCAACUCAAGCUCCAUAAGGAGGAGCUGAAAACACCUUUAAUUGUUCAGUUAGCUGUUCUAGGAUCGCGUUCCAAAGUUAACAAUAAAGUAACAACUGAUUUUGCCUACCAAGGUAUCCAGGAAAAAAGGGCCUUUGACAUCAUUAACCUCUCAAGUUAUGACAUGAUUCUAGGCACCCCAUUCUUGUAUCAACACUCAGUAAUGAUUGGAUUUAAUCAAAUGAGAAUUGUCAUUGGAAUCUUGCCCAGCUCAGAGAAGAAAACCUCAACACGGUUAGGGAAUAUCUUUGAGAAUGCGCUGCUCCAUUAUGCAAAACUGCUGAAGAAACAGAGCUGCCACCUUUACGAGCCAUUAACCAUCAUAUCGAGCUCAUAG
Cyclocybe aegerita is the source of this 1500-nucleotide messenger RNA. NCBI's taxonomy places the organism in Eukaryota, Fungi, Basidiomycota, Agaricomycetes, Agaricales, Hemipholiotaceae. The record is from the annotation of a GenBank genome assembly.